This is a messenger RNA of Sinocyclocheilus anshuiensis, 3766 nucleotides long. Its product is annotated as epoxide hydrolase 1, microsomal (xenobiotic). NCBI's taxonomy places the organism in Eukaryota, Metazoa, Chordata, Actinopteri, Cypriniformes, Cyprinidae. The record is from RefSeq and is a predicted model, not a curated record. The coding region runs from base 105 to 1475 and encodes 456 amino acids. Gene Ontology annotation, molecular function: epoxide hydrolase activity. Gene Ontology annotation, biological process: epoxide metabolic process. The transcript is spliced from 9 exons.
AGAUUAUAAUGUGACUACAUUUCCCAUGGUGCACGGGGAUAAUGUUUGCGUCUUGGUGCUAAACGAUCGCAGCUUUCUUUGCUACUUAUUGAGGGCCCUAAAUCAUGUACAAAGAGUUGGCACUGGCAUUGGGGCUCGGAACGGUGGUAGCCCUGGUAUUCCUGAAGAAAAGAAAGAGUGUCCUGAAAGCACAUGAUGGGUGGUGGGGUGUGGGAGCUUGUCACCAAGGACCCGAGGAUGAUAGUAUCCGCCCUUUCAAAGUUGAGACAACUUCAGAAGAGAUUGAGGAUCUACACCGCAGGCUAGAUCAGACCCGCUCCUUUCCUUCUCUUGAAGACAGUCAGUUUAACUAUGGCUUCAACUCCAAAUACCUUGAGAAGGUUGUGUCUUAUUGGAGGAAUGAUUUUAACUGGAGAAAACAAGUGGAUAAACUGAACAAAUACCCUCAUUUCAAAACCAAAAUCGAAGGUAUUGAUAUUCACUAUGUUCACGUGAAACCAAAGAGCCUGGCUGAGGGAACCCGUGCUGUGCCUCUGAUGAUGGUACAUGGAUGGCCAGGCUCCUUCUAUGAGUUUUAUGGUAUCAUCCCCCUGCUUACGGAGCCAUCCAGUCCUGAUGACAUUACUUUCGAAAUCAUUUGUCCCUCAAUACCUGGUUAUGGUUUCUCAGAGGCCCCACAUAAAAAAGGUUUUGACGGUGUAUGUGCAGCACACAUAUUCAAUAAACUGAUGAAGAGGCUUGGUUUCAACCAGUACUAUGUCCAGGGGGGAGACUGGGGCUCGCUUAUUACCACUAAUAUGGCCCAGCUGGAGCCCAAUGCUGUGAAAGGCCUCCACAUUAACUUUGCUCCUCCAGGAAAAGCAGGCCUUCUCAUGAUGUUGUCUAUACUUUUUGGUCGCCGAUUUCCCAAACUCUUUGGCUUCACCGAGCAUGAUGUGAAACGCCUUUUCCCCACUAUGGAAAAGCUUGUAGUUGACGCAAUAAGGGAGACUGGAUACAUGCACAUACAGUCCACUAAACCUGACACUGCAGGCCGUGGAUUGAAUGACUCUCCCGUUGGUUUGGCUGCCUACAUUUUGGAGAAAUUUUCAACCUGGACUGAUCCUGAAUUCAAGAACCUUGAGGAUGGUGGACUGGAAAGGAAGUUUUCUCUUGAUGAUCUUCUGACGAAUGUGAUGAUCUACUGGACCUCUAAGUCCAUUAUAUCCUCCAUGCGUUUCUACAAGGAGAACUUCAGCAAAGGCCUGAAUCAGCCCCAUGCAAAGCUUCCAGUUUAUGUUCCGUCAGGUGUGGCCUCUUUCCCCAAUGAGCUGAUGCACUCCCCUAAAUCGUGGGUGACACAGAAAUACCAUAAGCUCAAGACUUACACUCCCAUGGCUCGUGGGGGGCAUUUUGCUGCUAUGGAGGAGCCACAGUUACUGGCAGAGGAUGUUCAGAGCUUUGUCAAGAUUGUGGAAAAGAGAAAGAAGAAAUAAAUAAUUAUGUCCUUUUUUUUCAUAUUCAUGGGCUAAUGGAACUCACUGUUUAGAUGCAUAGAUAAAUGCAUCUAAACAGAGAUGACCAUGAAGUAAAAAACAACAAAUGGCUAAUCCUAAUCAUUACUGUGUCAAAAACUAUUAUAAACAAAUGUAUUACAUUCAUUUUUAGGUAAUAGCACUGUUUAAUCCUAGGAAUAUAUUAACACAAUUUUAUAUUUGUAGCAUGUGCCUUAGUUUUAUUGCAAUUUAAAUUAUUAUAUAAUGACAGGAGCUUGCUUUAGACAUUUCACUGAUUAUGAUAAUGCUAAUGUUAAACUGUAUGAAAUGAUAGUCAAUCUUUUAUUAAAGUGCAGUUAUUGAAUGAUAAUGAUAGUAUGUGGCAAUGACUCAAAUUACUAAAGACAGUCGGGAAGACAUUUUUAUUGUUAUCAUGACAAAUUUUAUAUCAUUUUCUCAUUACAAACAUUUUAUCAAGAGGAAAAAUUAGUGUUCAUGAUUUAAAGUAAUGCCCACUAGAGUGGCUAAGUAUAUCUGUUCCUCUAUUCUGCAUUCAUCUACAUAAAUAAAGGUAUCAUCGCUAUAGAUGCUCUGCUGGCCAAUGCAACUGCCUCUUUUUCACAUAAUGGAAAGUUCUUGGCAAGAACUUUCGUGACCAAUCAAAUAAAGAGACACUAAGUGAAGGCACGACCAAAGCAAUGAAGCUGGUCAGACUCCAUUGCUUAUGGUUUCCUGGAAUGCAUAUUUGGGAAAAUAAAAUAGGUAAACUUCUAUAAAAAAUAAAUAUUCUCAUAAUAUUUAUAUAAACAAAUAUUAUGUAUCGAAAUAUUUAUUUUGCACUUAUGAGAGUUGCGCUUAUAUAAAAUGAGUAUUUAAAAAUACCAUAAAAAACCAAUUAUCACAGUACAGUUCAGUUUUUUUUUUCCCCCACAUAGGCUCCCAAGGUUGGUUCUCUAGGGUUACACAGUUUUAGAUUGUAGGACAGCAUAGUUUAUAAUAGGUCGAUCCCUGCCUGUGCCUUAACAAUUUGUCCUGUUGUAGGCAGUUUUAAAAUGUGCUUGUGAUUUAUUCCUCCUUUGAUUGCUCACAGGGGGAAAUGCAUUCUGAAUUAAGACAUUCUUAGGACAAAAAUAAAUGAUCAGUGGAACAAUUCAGAUGCAAUAUUUAGUCUGUAAAUGCAAGUGCUCUGUACUAUUAAGUUUUAAAUAGAGUUUUAAAGCAUUUUGCACACAUAAUUCAAGUAAUUUCAGGUAUGACAGAAUGCAACUCUACAUGCAAUCGAUCCAAUCUGACAUUGAACAAAAAAAAAAAGAUUUUACACAAUGAAUAUAGUGACAGAACUUAUGAGAAAUCAAGCUAUCUUUACAUUUUACAAUAAAGAGAUGAUCUGUGUUGGACCCUUUGAUUGGAAUGUUACUAAAGUUACUAAAAUCCAAACUAACUCCUUAGUUCCAUACCUGAAUGUAAACAUUAUUCUAAUAGAUUGAACUGGAUUCAUUAUUAAAAAAAUAAUGUCACUGAAUGUUAAAGAAUGACUGAACAUUAAACUCAUAUCUGCUCCAUUGCAGACGCUUCACAGCAACUAAGUUACUAUUCCCGGUCUAGUUUUGAAUCGAAUACUGUUAGGUAGGCAAAAAAUUUAUGUCAUAAUUCAUUGCUGUCAAUAUAGGCAUGAAGCUCAUAUGAAAUGUGGAGUGAUCAUCACUCAAUUAAAAGUAAAACCCUUGGGGCCGUUUACACAGGAUGUGUACUUGUAUUCAAAAACAGCGAUUGCAAUGGAAAGGAAGGCGCAUCGAGAUCCAUUUAAAAAGCUUGUUUAACAUGAAGUAGCGUCCUAAAAAUAUAGUGUUCAUUGUGUGAGAUGCUAAAAAAGUGCAGAUGGACAAAAAGUGGCUUAAAAACAAAAAGAGCAUUACAAAAUCAAUUUGAAUGAGAAGUGAACGAGUGAGAAGUGGCGCAGCGAUAAAAGCGAGUCUUGCAUUUAAAAUCACGAAAAUUUUAAACGUUAUUUUAAAGCUUGUAUUUUAACUUAUUUUAAAAUUGUAAAAAAGCAUCGCUCAUGAAGUGGGAUGCUGAAAAAUCAACGAGAUGUGGCGCAACAGUGCGUUUACUUUGGAAAAUAAUUUUAAAAACACACCACAGUGGAAUGCAAAAAAUGCAUUCUGUGUGAACCGAAGACUUCUGUUUCCACACGUGACAAACAUGAUUCUAAAUAGGAUGAUUCUUUGGAGACAAAUGUUAAACUGAAACCUGCCACCAGACCAAAAUGAUACACCCACAAUAAUGAACCC